CGCAUCGCAAUGUUUUUGAUUUCGCUCUCCCUUGUCUCUGCAGCGUGGUAGAGAUCGAGAAAUGGCAGCACCUGAGCGACCCAGAUCUCACCACUCAGGUCGAGAUCUUUCCUUUCAGGACCACACCUCCGCGCAGGUUCUGCCAAUGCGUACGGCAACAGGCAAUUUUUCGCAGUCUACACAACCCAACAAAGCCGAAGGCUCGGACAUUGACAGGGCCAUCAGUCUUGCCAUAUCCGAGCACUCUUCGAAAGAGGGUGACGGACCUCUAGUGACAGAGCCAGCAUCAAGCGAAAAAGGCCACAAUGGGAGAGCAGUGCCUUCAGAUCCUAGUGCUAGUGUCAAGCCAAGUAUGAGGAAGAGGAGGGAAAUCGCAAUUGGAUGGGUUCCGGCAUGUCUCGCUGUCAUAAUGCUGGCACUGACAGCGCUGUACGCUAUUCGGCCAGAUCUGUGGAAGAGCGACUUUAUCAACUCGUCUCCAAGCAAUGCAAUUUUUGUUCUCCGAGCCUUAUCCGAAGUGACUGCGUUCUUGCUUGCGAUUACUGUGGCCUCUGCAUUCGAGCUGUUGCAGUGGCUCCUGACCGUCCGCGAAGGCGGCAUACCGCUGACCGAGUUCUUGUGCCUCCAAGAAGGAACCGGGAUUCUGGGACUGAUACAACUUACUGCCGAGGCGAAGGCCAGAGCUAGGACGAGGCUCUGGGGAAGUCUCAGAAUCCUUGCUGUGGUCUUGUUGCCGAUACUGGGUGUCUUGAUCAUGAGCGAGGUGGGCACAGUGCUCAGGUUCGACAAGGUGGGCCAAACAGCCGCACCAUUAGGCUUCGGCUUGGGAUCUUUGAACACCAGCGUGGCGGUGACGUUGUCUCCCCUUACGGACAUACUACUUGGAGCCUCUUUCAGCCAGUUUCUGGAUGAUCCGACUCAUGCUAUAGACAUCUCAGAUGCAAGCCGCAGGAGGGCUUGCUCGACCACAGCCGAUUUGGGAAGUGGACAGACGUGUGAGAGAGUUAUUUACCUCGUUGCAGGGCAGGAGGAGAUAGCUGCACAGAUCACUACAGAUGCACAUCCAAGAGCCGAUUCCUGGCUCGUUGAAGAUCACCAAGGCUAUGUUCUCCGCUUUACUGAAGGAGAUCAUGGCUGGGCGUUUGAAAAUGGGACAGAAUGCCGGACUUACUACACCGAGGCCGUGGGAGCAGCCCUAGGGGUUUUCAGGCUUUGUGCGAAAAAUGUCGCCUCGAAUCAGAUACAGGCGAGAAUCUCAAGCUGCAGCUACAACGACACCCUCUACGGAAACUGUGACAAGGAGUCGACAUGGAAUUCAACACCAACUUGGGCCACGAGCCUGUCCUCUACUUUCCGGCAUGCUAGAAUCGCGUAUUCGAGGCUCAACGGCACCAUCAUCUCUCACGAAUUCAGCAAAAUGUCCGAAACUGUCGCACCACUCAAUUCAAGCGACCUACUGCAGGCAUGGGACAAUUUCCUAGGUCUUGCAAAGUCCACAGACCUGACAACAUCUACCACUCUGGAAAUCUUGGGAUUGGGAGCUGGAAAAUUCAUGUUCCCAGCAAUGAUCGCUUCGAUGCUAAAUGCCAUCACUGCAGUCUCUUCACAAAGUCCGGCCCUCCAAACACGGGCAGUCAAUGCUCUACAGGCACUGCUAGCAAUACCCAUUUACUUUUGUCAACCGGGAUACGUUGAACGGCAAGCUCUCUCGGCGCUACCAAGCAACGUUCUGUUAACUAACUACGACAAAAUCAUCCUUCCUGACGGACUGGAACGCAACAGCCCCGUGUACUUCACCGUAAGCAGAAACCAGAUUGUCGUGGGACUCGCGUCUAUCAUAGCUUAUGUGGUCCUGGGUGGACUCGCCUUGAUACUGUGUUUUAUUGCGCUGGGCGGCGCGACAUUCACCGAGAGGUCGAGACAUGUCCCCGACACCACCGCGUUCCCACUGUUGGAUUUCUGUCGUCAUUGUGUUGUAACGUCCAAAAUCGGGAUGCCCACAGCAGGGGGGACUUUCCAGAGCACCGAGAGCUACGAUGGAGUCGCCAUAAGGGAGAUGGACGUGAAAAUGGCUCACAACGCUGUGUAUUCUUCCGCCUACGAGAGUCGAAAAGAAUAGCGUCGAACCUCCCUCCAGUCGCCACCUGGUGCUGGGCAGGGCCGCAGGGCUUCAAGUUCUUUUGAAGGCAGCCAGUACUGUUCGUGGACUCGGAGCAGAGCGGAGCGGGGGAGGCGAAUGAUAGACUCCUCCUGUCCUGUAGAGCCUCGUGGGAAGAAAGUCCUGGCCCUGGCAUCCUCGACAGUGACGGUGAUGCUUCUCUCUGUCGCCCACAGUCAAAGCUGAAUUCGAGAUCCCCGUGGCAGCCUUCAGCCCAGUAUCGCCACUUCGAAGGGAAGGCAAUAGCAGUAUAAUAUACCACCGUUUCCCACAAGUUCGCAAC
Molecule: messenger RNA, 2441 nt
Organism: Cladophialophora immunda
Lineage: Eukaryota; Fungi; Ascomycota; Eurotiomycetes; Chaetothyriales; Herpotrichiellaceae
Exons: 3
Coding region: 62-2119 (685 amino acids)
Source: RefSeq, a predicted model, not a curated record